AUGACCCAGGAAAGGAGGAGAGAGUUUGAGGCCAACCUUGAGAAAGCAGGACUGGAGCUGGAGACUGAGGACAACGCGGACUCUAAAGACCAAAAGACGUAUUUCCUGAAGAUCCAUGUUCCGUGGGACAUCCUGGCCACCUACGCAGACGUGUUGAAGGUUAAAGUUCCCUUCAAGGAGAGCGACGUCCCUCACGGUCAGGACGUCCCGUUGGAGUGGCUGUCGCACCCUUUCCGCCUGCCGGAUCACGUCAUGCACCCGCAGUCCGAUUACUUCACCUACCCCUUCGAUAAGAACAAGAUGGACUUCUUCCUCAUUAACGACAAAGACACCUUCUUCCCCCCGUCCACCAGAAACAGAAUCGUGUUCUACAUCUUGGCUCGCUGUCCGUACUUCAAAGAGGGUCGGAAAGAUAAAGACAAGACGGGAAUCAAGCGAUUACUCAGCAACGGGACGUACACAGCCGCCUUCCCGCUGCAUGAUUGUCGAUAUUGGAAAAGGGCAAGAAAUGCAGAGUGUGAGAGCGAACGCUUCAAUCUGUACAAGCACUGGGCCAGAUUCCUCUGGUUUUACAAAGAACAGCCGCUGAACCUCAGAGUGAUCGUCUGCUUGCAGGAAGUACUAUGGGGAGAAAAUUGGGAUCUACUUUGCCUGGCUGGGCUUCUACACGGAGAUGCUGUUCUUCGCAGCCGUCAUGGGUUUUAUAUGUUUCACCUACGGGCUGCUCAGUUACGAUGUCAACAUGUCCAGCAAAGAAAUCUGUGAUGCUGAUAUAGGGGGCAGUAUUCUGAUGUGUCCCCUCUGUGAUAAAAAGUGUCCUUUCUGGAAGCUCAACUCCACUUGUCUCUCAUCCUGGCAAUCCCAUCUGUUUGAUAAUGAGGGGGACGGUGUUCUUUGCCAUAUUUAUGGGGAUUUGGGUGACUCUGUUUUUGGAGUUCUGGAAGCGGCGCCAGGCCCGGCUGGAGUACGAGUGGGACUUGGUGGACUUCGAGGAGGAACAGCAGCAGCUUCAAAUCCGGCCCGAGUUUGAGA
This is a messenger RNA of Salarias fasciatus (jewelled blenny), 1032 nucleotides long. RefSeq names its product anoctamin-5-like. Bases 1 to 765 code for a protein of 254 amino acids. Gene Ontology annotation, biological process: chloride transmembrane transport. Gene Ontology annotation, molecular function: chloride channel activity; protein dimerization activity. The transcript has 8 exons. The record is from RefSeq and is a predicted model, not a curated record. NCBI's taxonomy places the organism in Eukaryota, Metazoa, Chordata, Actinopteri, Blenniiformes, Blenniidae. Gene Ontology annotation, cellular component: plasma membrane.